Cercospora beticola is the source of this 4242-nucleotide messenger RNA. RefSeq lists its product as uncharacterized. NCBI's taxonomy places the organism in Eukaryota, Fungi, Ascomycota, Dothideomycetes, Mycosphaerellales, Mycosphaerellaceae. The record is from RefSeq and is a predicted model, not a curated record.
GCCGGCGGUGCGCAACUCUAUCGCCUCUCCGUGUUCCUAGGCCAGCGCUGCGCUGCGCUGCGUGUGCUCCGCUCCUUCACGGCCGUUGAAGAAGCGGCCCUGCGUUUCCAUUUUCCACUCUUUGACGCUUCGUGCUCCGCUCCUUGGACAUUUGCACGUUGGACUUGUACAGCGCAGGCCUGGCUGUCGGCGUUGAGCAGGUCAUAUCUGGGGCCGUCGAGGAAGAGCAAUUGGCAAUAAAGUGUGCUGCAUCACCCCUGCCGCCCGCCAGCCCGGGGUGCCAUCUUUGGGGGCUGCUUCUUACGUGCGCCGGCGUGCAUACGAACUGCCUGACAGACACCAAUUUCCAGCUGACAUUCCUCGAUCCUCCAGCACACCACCAGUGCCACCUGGGCAACCGCCGCCGCCUCUCACUCCUCCACCGCGCCCGCUUGAAGAAUGCUUGGUCGUGUUGCAUACCCAGGGCGCCUUUGAGAGAUUAAGACGCGGCACAGGCAUCGCACGGGCAUUGGGUAGCCGAGCAGACUGUCUGGCGCCGUCGACCGACCGGAAAACGCGGAGAGAAGCACAUGAUGCAGAGCAAUGGUAACGGCUACCAGCACGGGCGGAAAUCAGUGCCAGAGUACGAAAGCUAUGACGGGAGUGGUUACGGGAGUCCUAUAUCAUCUGCACGGAGUUCUUACGCCACCAGACCACCGCCAGCAAUGCCAGCAAGAGCACACGCCCUGAGCCAGAGCACAAAUGGUGGCUACGGCGACUUCGACUUUGACGCGAGCUUCCCGGAGCCACCCAGGCUGCCAUCAAGUCACGCGAAUGCCAGUGUGAAUGCGCGCAACCACUUUGAGGACAUCAAGUUCGGCCUGGACAACCAGAUCGCAGGCCACCAUAUGCAGCUGAACACGAACGCACAUGCCGAGAACCACGAUGCGGUUGGGCGGCAUUUGCUCUACGAGACCGCAUUGCUGGAUACGCAGGCUUUCGAGAUUUUGGACAUGGGCCAGAUCGAUGAAUUGAAGAAAGAACAUGCAAGGCUCAACUCGAGGAUCGACGCUGCGAAUCGCAAGCUGGUCCUGGAGAUCAAAAUGAAGGAUGCCGCGCAGAACUUGAACAGGCUGUACUCCGCCGGUAAGAAGGAUGGCAGGCCGGACACUCCGCAAAGCCCAGACAAGGACAGGCACAGCCUGAUGGGGGGCAGAAAACGGACGAGCAGCAACAAUAGUGCGGGGGGUCUUAUACAAGCUGAGGACGAGCUAUCGCAAAGCAUCAAGAAAGUGGAUGAGCUUAAUGAGCAGAUCAGGACCAUGAUGGAACGACGACAAGUUGUGGAGAGAUCUCUACUCAGACACACUGCUGCCGUGCUGGCAGAUCAAGCGAACAAGCCUUCAGAAGCCUGGCUUGCCAACGGACACCGAAACCUUGACGGCGAUGACGAAGUGCUCGGACAUGCGCCAGACGGGCUUGACGAGUUCGACGGCAUAAGAGACAUCUUGAAGGGUGCACCCGCAGCUUCCAAGAGUAGUGCAGACGUUCAGCGAAUGCAAGCAGAGCACGAGCAACAAAUGAUCAACAUGCAGAAGAGAAUGCAACAGCUCAAUGCACAGUUGCGAAGCGUGAUCACGGAUGCCAGUCAGGUGCGCGGCCAGGAACCGGAGCCAGAGCCACAUAUUGCUCCUUCCGAAAGCUUGGAAUCAUCCCUCGAGAACACGUUCGCUGUGCUGGAAGCGAACAUGCACAUCAUGCAACAGGAACGAGAGAAGAACAAGGUGCAUUAUGCACGUGUGCAAGACAGUGCUUCGGAAACCCGAAAUUUGGUCGAGCAGCAGCUCGAGGACGUCAACAACCAACUUCACAGCACUCUGCAGAUCUCGUCAGUGAUGGAGGCUCUCAAGGAUCUCAGAGAGCCACCCCAGGCAACAGGCCAUGGGUACCAGAACCAGGUGCAGUACCUCGAGGAUAGCCUGCACACGCUGCAAAAGCUCCUGCAGGAGCACAACGAGCAGCUGGAAAUCGCCAAGCAUGCAUCAUCAGGAAUCCAGGACGCCCAGUCGGCUGCCGCCAAACAGGCAAAGAGAGCAGAGGAGUAUGAGACAGUUGUUGCAGGGUUGUGGGAUCUCUUCUCCGACGAGCACCGGUCAAGCCCAGUUGAGGGAGCAAGUGGCAAAGACUUCUCUUUGCAAGCUUUCAGUUCACGCGUGCAAAAUCUCAUUGACGUGUCAAACAGCGCCAAGGAACAGCAAGAAAUUCUUCGUCGCCAGAUACAGCAGCAGCGCGACCUCAAUGGCAAGUCUGAUAUGGAAAAGGAUCGGGAAAUUCAAGAGCUUCAGGCUCGCUACGAAGCACUGAACAGCUCUUACGAUGCCACACAGCAGGACCUGGCGAAGGCCGUGGAGAAUCAUCUUUUCGCCGAUCAGCAGGCGCAACAGGCGCAGACAGACAUGCAAGAGGUCAUGUCUCAGAUUGACGAAUUGCGCAAGACCGUAGAGGCCGCCGAAGCACGAAGCAAGGCUCUUGACGAGCGACAUGCUCUCAUUCUUGCUGAGCGGGACUCCCUUGGAGCGGAACGAGACGCCCAUAAACAGAAACUCGAAGACGUUCAACAGGAGAUGCAAGAUAUGGAGGGCGAGCUUGUCAGGCUGACUACUGAGCUCACAAUGGCGAAGGCGGAGCUGGAAGGCGCCUAUGGCUCGCGUAAGGAGCGGCAGAAGGAAGCUGGUGCAAGCGAGGCAGAAUUAGAUGCCCUUGCUGCGCUGAAGGACCAGGAAAUCGCUCAGCUUCGACGUGAGCAUGCUGAGAAGACGAAGUUGCUCGAGCAGGAGUUGCAAGAUAUGAUGACGGAGUUCCAGGAAAUGACUCGCGAGUCGCUUGAACUGGAGAAGGAACGUGGUCAGCUGGAGAACCUUAUUGACACGCUACGUGAAAGGACGGAACAACUGGAAGGAGAAUUGAGUGAUCACCAAGUGCAAUGGAUGGGUGUCAAAUCUCCUGGCGCUGAUGGCGUGGUCAAAGAAAGCACCAGUGUCAUGGUGCUUCGGCAAGAGUUCAAGAAAAUGAUGCGAGAGUCGAGAGCCGAAGGACUCCGAUUACUCAGAGCUGAGCAAGAAGAACGGCGACGACUCGAGACUGAGGUUCGAAAGACUCGCCAACUCAACUCACCUCUCGGCCGUGGCCCAGGUCGACCUGGCAGCCUCGCACAUAACCGUCUCAACAGCAUUGCAUCAUCUCAGGGUGGAUCAUACCUUACAAACGGAUCGACACCAGCCACGAGCCUCGGAAGUCCACCAGCAACCACAAUGAACUUGCCUAAUUCUGGGCUGCCACCAUCAAACGAGGCCCUUAAGACACAGCCACAGCCACAAGCCACCUGACGGUGACCGUCAAUGGCGCCAUAUUUACGAAAGGCUGCCAAUGGAUUCUCUGUACUGCCUGGCAAGUAGAGGCAUCUCCUUUGCACUGCUAUUCCCACACAUCAUUAUUCUGUUCCGGAUCCGAGAUCUGCGUUUUCCUAUGUGGAACGUGGCAAAGACACGACAUUACCUGGUGCUUGCGAGUGGACCAUCUAGGAGGACUACUGCCACAUUUACGAGCAUUGCGAGGAGGCGCUUAUUGCAAGUACUUCAAAAGACCAUGGGAGCAGGCGGCAUAUCGAUGCACGUUUCAAUCAUUGCGUUGACUCCGCUUCCGAGCGUGGGCAACAUGGGCGGUCGGGACCUUACGGCCAUUUGAUGCAUUUCAUAUACAGCAGCGUUCGAUGAAGGCUGCAUUUCGCUUGCAAGCUCAAUGUGGAAACAAACAUUACAUUUGGUGUUGGAGGCGUAUUCUGAAAAUUUGGAGACGACAGACAAUGACGAGACGGAAGGUCUGUAUCAUGUAUAAAUAUGUGCUGGGCUGAUCUAGCUAGCCUCUUCUUACUGUGUAUAGAGAAAGAACAUUGAGCGCAAAGCUCGGAGACUCAUGAGGUGCCACGCUUGCGACUGAAAAGAGAGCACUGUUUUCUACUUUUCGUGUCAUUGGGAGAUAUCUAUACUUUGCACUCGACUUGCACCAUCUUCACAGGAUCUGCCUGUCCUUCUAGCGGGUUCUUCCUCUCUGCAACGAUAUCAGCGGGAAUGGUCUAGCAAGCAAGUCGUCAACCAACAAACAAACAAACAAACUCACCCCUCUCCCACUUCUCCAAAUGGUCCAACUCCAUCUUCUUCCCGAUCAACGUCUCUCCGUUCCAUGGAAAUGCCCUUACGCCACAAA